GAGCGACUCUUGGAGCGGAAAGGAGAUCACAGGAGGGACUGGACAGGGCAAGGCUGGACAGGGCAGGGCUGGGCAGUGCACGGGAGCUGAAAGGGGAGUGCUCGAGGGGCCAGACACACCGAGCCUGUAACGCCAUGCCGCCGUGCGUCCUACGACUUUUAUUCGCUUUGUUGCUCCUGUCCUUGCUUCCUCUACUCCAAGCCGGAGACCUCCCAACCAUGGAUAGCACAUCUAUGGGCAACUGCAUCAGUGCCAAAAAACUGUGCCUGGAUGACUUCACUUGCAAAGUCCACUUCCUCCACUUGGAAACCUGCUUUCCUUUCAUGGCCUCAGCUCCUCAGAAGCCUGAAAACCAGGAGGGCUGCCUGGAGGCAGCACAGCAGCUUCAGAAUAGUUCUCUGGGUAGCUGCAGGUGCCAGUGGCGCAUGAAGAAUCAGGGCAUCUGCCUGGCUAUCUACUGGACCAUCCACUCUACUUAUGGCCUUGGUAACUAUGAUUUGGGGGGCUCACCAUAUAAGGAAAUUGUGAUCAGCAAACCCAGGAAAUUUAAUCAUCUGGACUUGCUUGAGUCAGGCUCCAUGUCCCAAAGCAGCCCUGAUCUCUGCAUGAAGUCCACCACUCUGUGCACCCUGAAUGACAGAUGUAACAAGUUGCGCCUGGCCUAUGGGGAGGUCUGCUCAGUGGCUCGAUGUCAGCCCCUAAGGUGUCAGCAGGAGCUCCGUGUCUUCUUUGAGCAGGUAGCAGACAACUAUGCCCAAGCACUUCUAUUCUGCCCUUGUGAAGACGGGGAUGACGUCUGUGGGGCACGACGGCGUAACAACAUUGCCCCCAGCUGUGCCUCUCCAGCCAAAGACCCCCCCAACUGCCUGAUGCUCUGGGACACCUGCCUUCAAGACUUGCUCUGCAGAUCCCGCCUGGCUGAUUUUCAGAUGUACUGCUGUCGCAUGGACCCUGUGGGGACCUGUGUGGGAAUACAGCCCCAGCGAUGCCUGAAGGCAUAUAUGGGGUUGAUUGGUACUGUGAUGACCCCCAAUUAUAUCAGCAACCUCAGUGCUGAUGUUGCAUUGAGCUGUUCCUGCCAGGGGAGUGGCAACCAACUAGAAGAAUGCAUGCGUAUACAGGAAUCCUUCUCCAAAAAUCCCUGCCUCACCAAGGCUAUUAAAGCUCAGAUGCAAGUUCACCACCAAUUGCUUUCCAAAAGCUCCCCCACUGCCAUCUCUCAGGACAGCUUUCAAAGCCUGUGGGAUCACUCCUAUUCUGUGCAUAUAUCCCAGGGUAAUAGUCUGGCUGGAAGACUACAUCCCUGGGUCCUCACCAUCUCCUUGGGUUCCCUGACCUUGGUUCUGCUCCUGCUCCCUGUCCUUGGCCACUUGUAAUAGUACUUUGCUUGUGGUCCCUCUGCCCCCCUGCAUAUCACCUCCUUGAGAGUCUUGGCCAUAGCUGUUUGAAGAAUGCAGAGGGGAGAAGCUGGAGGAGUGAAAAAAGAGAUCCUGCCUUGCCUGCCCCAAACCUUCUAUGAUCAGCAAUCACUAGAAGAGGCCUAACAGGAAAGAAAAUCUGUCAAAUAGCAGGAGGAAGAGGGCACUGGAAAGCGGGGACAAAGGUGGCUGAACUGGGGCUGCCCUCUGAGACUGUCCUUUCCACAACGGAGAGGGGGUUUCUAUGAUUAUUCCUCCAAGGCACACCCUUCCAGGGGCCCUGGGUUCCAGAUGAGGCAACAACCUCAGGGAGAGAAGGGCAGAGGAAAUAUUGAGAUGGAUAGGAUGGCCUUGACUGACUGGGGCUCCCUUGAACUCUCUGUCUCUUCCACCCUAGGUCAUCUGUCUUUGGGGGGAUGGGGGCUAGAUGACUGUAUUUCCCUGAUUGCCUGGCUGUGGGAAUUAGCCCAUGACUGACUAAGCCAAAUUAUCUCCCUGUUUCUCUCUCCUUUUCCCUAGUCUGUGGCCCUUUCCCCCAAGGGUUAUUCUCCCUUACCUCCCCCUCCUUAAAGUAUUUUUUCAUUCAUUCAUAAAACAUUUAUUAAAUGCCUACCUUGUACAACAUUGGUCCUGCCCCCAAAAAGUUUACAACCUCCAGUAAUAAUUUGUCAAUUUUGUGUCUCUAGCCAGGCAGAGUGAUACAGUCACUCUCAUCCCCCCAGUAGGAAAAAAUCGUAAUAAAAUUCCCACAUCUUGUCUAACCCUUGGCCCCUAAUCUGAAUGAGAGAAGAAGAGGCAGCCUGGACUGUCUUGUAGCAGAUACUCAGAUCCUUAGAGAGGAUUUAGAUUCCUGAGUGAGUCACCCUCUGCCUUGCUCUGAUAUGUUCUACCCCAAUUCCCACCACCUCAGUUAUGUACUCAUUAAAUAUUUCAGUUUAAAA
Phascolarctos cinereus (koala) is the source of this 2359-nucleotide messenger RNA. RefSeq names its product GDNF family receptor alpha 3 (gene GFRA3). Gene Ontology annotation, biological process: nervous system development. Lineage: Eukaryota; Metazoa; Chordata; Mammalia; Diprotodontia; Phascolarctidae. Gene Ontology annotation, molecular function: signaling receptor activity. The record is from RefSeq and is a predicted model, not a curated record. Gene Ontology annotation, cellular component: signaling receptor complex; external side of plasma membrane.